CUGCUGGAGCGCUCACAGGAUUGCUGGUCAGAUGGAACAUUCAAGACUUGCCCACGACCAUUUGCCCAACUCUACAGCAUCCACAUCAGAGUUUAUGAUAUAAACAGGCCUGUAGUUUUUGCAUUGCUUCAUGACAAAUCUCGAAGAACAUACCAGCGUCUUCUUCACCGUUUGCUGCAACGUUGCCCGAAUUGGAACCCCCGAACAUGGAUGGGUGACUUUGAGCAGGCUGCCAUCCAAGCCGUGAUGACAGUGUUCCCCCAAGUCACAUGGACAGACUGCCUGUUCCACCUCACUCAAUCCAUGUGGAGGAAUGCCCAGUCCUUUGGCUUGACAAGGAAUUUCGAUCGAGAUGGAGAGAUGUCACUGUGGAUGAGGACAUUGCCAGCCUUGGCAAUGGUUCCAGAAGAAGAUGUCAUUGGAGCAUUCGAAACUUUG
Molecule: messenger RNA, 438 nt
Organism: Paramuricea clavata
Lineage: Eukaryota; Metazoa; Cnidaria; Anthozoa; Malacalcyonacea; Plexauridae
Source: the annotation of a GenBank genome assembly